Molecule: messenger RNA, 2845 nt
Organism: Ooceraea biroi (clonal raider ant)
Lineage: Eukaryota; Metazoa; Arthropoda; Insecta; Hymenoptera; Formicidae
Gene: sip1
Product: septin interacting protein 1
Biological process (GO): spliceosomal complex disassembly
Cellular component (GO): U2-type post-mRNA release spliceosomal complex
Molecular function (GO): nucleic acid binding
Source: RefSeq, a predicted model, not a curated record
AGUGAGUCGGAAGUCUCGGUCAGUUCUUUUGACGUGGGGUUGCUUGGAUUGCGUUGUCUUUGAGGUUAUAUCGAAGCGCUCGUCUCUCAAAAGGGAGACCAUAAAAUAAUAACGAUCAAAUAAAUACAACAACAUGUCCGAGAACGAAGUGGAGAGGUUUGAGAUUACCGAUUACGAUUUGGAUAAUGAGUUCAAUGUGAAUCGUCCCCGACGGAAGCUCUCGAAGAAACAACAAAUGCUAGGAAUAUGGGCCGAUGACAGCGACGAGGAUGAAUUAUCCGCUAGACCAUCGUUCAAGACUUUUAACAAGGGCCCCAAAAACUACACGGCCCCGGUGAAUUUCAUCGCUGGGGGUAUUCAACAAGCGGGAAAGCCGAAAGAUAAGAAGGAAGACAAGGAUGAAGAGGACGAGGACGAGGAGGAGACGUGGGAAUCUCAAACGAAGCAUCAGGAUAGUUCAAGUUCGGAAGAUGAAAGAUCGAGCAACUCUCGAACACGCCCGUCCUUUUCUCUGAAUUUGGACAGCGAUAUAGCGGGUCUACGUAGAAAGCGCAAUCAAAAAGUAAAUCCACUAUUAAUGAAAAGCGGAAUAGGCAGCUGGGAAAUACAUACAAAGGGUAUCGGGACUAAGCUGAUGCUACAGAUGGGAUUUGAACCCGGCAAAGGUUUAGGUAAACAGUUGCAAGGGAGAAGCGCACCGGUGGAGGCACAGGUGAGAAAGGGAAGGGGCGCAAUUGGCGCGUACGGUCCGGAAAGGACGCUGAAAAUCCCAGAGAAGAAGAAGGACGACGAUGGGGAGGAAACGAAGGAAUCCAAGUCCAAAGUGUCUCAAUGGCGGAAGGGCGACAAUGUCAGUAACAAGAAGAAAGGCAGGUAUUCUUACAGAAGCGUGGAUCAAGUGCUGGAGGACGGCAAACUGAAGCCCAACAGGAAGCUUCCGGUAUCGAACGACAUGAGCAAGGUCAAAGUUAUCGAUAUGACUGGGCCUGAGCAGAGAAUUCUAAGCGGCUACCACGCGAUAGCCGGCAGUCAGCAGUGUCCCGACGAGAGCGUGGUCACACCCGACAAAAAGUCCAAGGUGAAUUUUGCCCUGCCCGAGUUGCAGCACAACUUGAACCUACUCGUGGAUAUGUGCGAGCAAGACAUCAUUCAAAACGACCGGCGGAUGAGACACAUGAACGACAGAGUGGUCGCGUUAGAGGCGGAAAAGACGAAUUUGUCCAAGGUCGUGGAUCAACACGGCCUGCUGAUCGAUACCCUGGAGAACGUCCUCGUGAUCGUCGACAGGUUAAUGAACGAAACGAACGAAUUGUCUCUGCAGGAGACUGCGGAGGCUUUUAAGGAUUUGCAGGACAAUUAUUACGAGGAGUACAAAAUGUACGAACUCGGCGAGUUGGCCAGCAGUUUCGUCGCGCCCAAGAUAAAAGAUUGCCUGAUCAGUUGGCAUCCGUUGAUGCAGUCGAAACAACCGAUUAAAUUGUUCCAACAGUGGAAGGAUAUCUUGGAGAACGGAAGUAGUACUACGCUGCAGUCGCGGAGCAUGCAUCCGUAUGACCAACUGGUGUGGAAUGCUUGGAUGCCAUCGAUUAGAGGAGCCAUACAACAAUGGACCUGUAGACAGCCUGAGCCUCUGAUCGAACUGCUGGAGCACUGGAUGCCGUUGUUGCCCGACUGGAUCCUGGAAAAUAUAUUGGAUAUAUUGGUGCUGCCAAAGCUGACCCUCGAGGUGGAGGAAUGGAAUCCUCUUACCGACACCGUACCUAUCCACACUUGGAUUCACCCGUGGUUACCGUUGCUACGAAAUCGUCUGGACACUUUAAUCUAUCCAAUAAUACGUCGUAAACUUGGAUCGGCACUGGGGGGUUGGCAUCCGUCCGACAGAUCCGCUAGACUGAUGUUGCAACCGUGGGCGGAAGUGUUUGCCAAAGGGGACAUGGAAGCGUUCCUGAUCAAGAACAUUAUCCCAAAGUUGCAGGUAGCGUUGUCCGAGCUCGUUAUAUAUCCGCAUCAACAACACUUGGAUCAAUGGAACUGGGUGUACGAAUGGAAGGAACUGAUACCCACUCACAUCAUGGCCGGGCUGCUCGAUAAAUUCUUCUUUCCAAAAUGGUUGCAAGUCCUGGUGCUUUGGCUCAGUCAUUCAUCGAAUUACGAUCAAGUCACGACCUGGUUCAUGGGCUGGAAGGGACUGUUGAGUGACAAGUUAUUGAUGGAACCAGCGAUAAAAGAGCACUUCAAGAAAGCGUUGGAGAUGUUGAACAGGGCGGUUAGCGGGCCGCAGAAUCAUCAGCCCGGCGCAUUGGAGCAAGUUUCGUAUCUGACCAGCUUGGAGAGGACUCAACCGACCAUGUCGCAGAUGCCACCGAUCGCACAGCCGAGGAUAGAGAGACUCGCAGAGGUAGUACGAACGGUCCCGCAAAUCUCGCACGGUUUGAAGGAUCUCCUGCAAAAGAAGUGCGAGGAGAGGGGCAUAUUAUUCAUGCCUAUCCCAAACCGAUACAAGGAGGCUAAACAGGUGUACAAAGUGGGCAACGUUCAGGCGUACAUUGACGGCAACGUUUGGUUUGUGUGUCGCAAUGGUGCAAAUUGGGUGCCGGAGAAACUGAAUGACCUGUUGGACAUGUGUGAACUUUAGUUGAGAUUGCUCAGCUGAAAUUCCUAGGAAUAACAAGGUUAUCGUGCAAACUGUUAACUGUUAUCAUAUUUAUAUUGUAAAUACGUUGUAGGGUAUUCCUCUUAGCAAAUGUAUUAAUUUGCAUGACGCAACCUCAAGUAAAUAGAGUAAUAAAACGAAUCGUUUGUCGAAACUAAGCCAAAUAAAUAAAUAUGUUGAAUAAUUGAAUGA